GCUCAACCAUCCCCUCCACGACCCGCCCAUCCGGCGCUUCUCCCACAGCCUGGUCAGGUGUUCCCUGUUUCCAAACGUAAACUUUGGUAUUUCGACAACUGAUCAGCUUCUGCGUCGGGGCAAAUCAAGUCUGGGACAUGUUCAGACGGAUACUCCAAAUGACUCCUGGAAAGGGAGGCUCCCAGAAUGCAGAGUCGGAGAAGCCCACCACAGACCUCAACCAAGACCAGACGUCUGAGGGGUUCAUCUGUCCUCAGUGCAUGAAGUCCCACAACUCUGCAGACGAGCUCUUCAAGCACUAUGAGCUGUUCCACGACACGGGAGACCUACCUGCUCACGUGGCCCCCACUCGGGAAGACCUUACAAUGUUGCGGCAGGAAGUUCAGGACCUCCACGCUUCUCUCAAGGAGGAGAGAUGGUUCUCUGGAGAACUUAAGAAAGAAUUGGACAAAGUUCAAGGACAACUGACGCAAAACGACGGACAGAUGAGCGCAGAGGAUUCAGCCCUGGAAAGGAAGCUGGUGGAAGCUGAGACAGAGAAGUUCAACAUUAAGCAGAUGAAAGACCUGUUUGAGCAGAAGGCUGCGCAGCUGGCCACAGAAAUAGUAGACCUGAAGUCCCGUUACGAUGAGGAGAAAAGCCUGAGAGAGGCUGCUGAUCAGCGGGUUUCCAGUUUGAGCGAACAGCUGCAGAAGGAGAACCAGGAGAAUGAGAGACUUCAAACAGAACUGCUGCAGCGGCCUGGAGUGGAGGACGUGGAGGUUCUGCAGAAGGAGCUGGUGCAGGUUCAGACGCUCAUGGACUGUAUGACCCGUGAGAGGGAGGAGGAGUCGGAGCGUCUCAAAAAUCACUACACAGAGCUGCAGGCUAACUACACUACCUCAGAGAUGCAAAAACUGGAGAUGACCAUAUCCCAACUAAAAGCCGAGCUGGAGAAGGGUCCACAGGAAGCCGCCGUCUACACACAACAAAUCCACGAGCUGCAGGGCAAUCUGAAUAAUUUGCUGCAACAAUGUCAGGGCCUCUCUGAAAAGCUUGAGCAUAAGGAGAAGGCGCUUCAGGAACUGGAGGAGCAUCUAGGAGUCGAGAAAGCUGCCAAGAACAGAGUCCAGGACAGCCUUAGGGAGAGGGAGUCAGAGGUGCAGGAGCUCCAGGCUCGAACCACAGGGGCCGAAGCGUCCCUUCAGAAGACUCAGACCGAGAUGGCAGAGAGGGCUGAGGAGGUGUCCAAGCUGAAGAGUGAGCUCACAGAGCUGGAGUUGAAGCACGCAGAGCUGAAGGUGGAGAGGAAACAGCUGGAGCAUCAGCGGGAAGAAAAAGAAAGCCAAGGUGCCCAGCAGCAGACGGAGAUCAGUCAGCUGCACACCAAACUGCUGGAGGCUGAGAGGCAGGUGGGCGAGCUGCAGGGUCGUCUGAAGGAACAGAGGCAGCUGUCCGGAGAGAAGCUGAAGGACCGAGAGCAGCAAGCAGCCGACCUCCAGCUCAAACUCUCCCGUACAGAAGAGCAGCUGAAGGAGAGCUCCGGUAAGAAUUCAGACCUGCAGCACCAGCUAGAAAAAGCCAAGCAGCAGCACCAGGAGCUUCAGGCGCUGCAGCAAAACACCAACGGCAAGCUGCGGGAGGCGCAGAAUGACCUGGAGCAGGUGUUGCGUCAGAUUGGGGAUAAAGACCAGAAGAUCCAGAACCUGGAGGCUCUCCUUCAGAAGAGUAAAGACAUUGUGAGCCAGCUGGAGGCUGAGCGAGAGGACUUGUGUGCCAAAAUCCAGGCUGGGGAGGGAGAGACAGCUGUCCUUAACCAGCUCAAAGAGAAGAACCAUGCACUACAUGAACAGGUUUCACAGUUAAAUGACAAGCUUAAGAACCAAUCAGAGAGCAACAAGCAGGCCCAGGAUAAUCUUCACAAGCAGGUCCAAGAGCAGAAGACUCAGCUGCGCUCAGCCCAGGACCGGGCUCAGACCCUGGAGACGUCAGUCACCGAGCUCACCGCUCAGCUCACCGACAGCAAGGAGAAAGUAUCCCAGCUGGAUGCUCAGCUGAAAGCCAAAACAGAGUUGCUUCUAUCUGCAGAGGCAGCCAAGGCUGCGCAGAAGGCCAACCUGGAGAACAGCCUGGAGGCUUCUCAGCAUGCACUGCAGGACAAACAGCAGGAACUGAUAGCAGCUCAGAAGAAAGUGGAGGAGCAGGCCCAGAGGCUCAAAGAGAGACAGGAGCAGUGUGUUCAGCUGGAAACCAACUUGAAGGAAUGUAAGGACAAACUAAUGGCCUCAGAACAGCGGGUCGGGCAGCUGGAAGGUCUCAGUAAGAAACUGGAGUCACAGGUGGCAGAGGUGCAGACUGCGAGAGAUCAGCUGCAGCAGGAGGUGCAGAAGAUGCAGAAGGAGAGUUCAGAGGUUAAACGGAAAGCGAAGGAGCUGCAGCGCUCCCUGGAAACAGAGAAGGCAGGGAAUAAGAAUCUGCACGAGGAUGUACAGAAAAAGGCGGCUGCUCUGAGUGGCGUGCAGCAGCAGAUUGAGCGCUCUGAGCAGGAAAUGGCUGCUCUGAAGGUGAACCUGGACAAGGUGACUCAGGAAGGAAGGACUCAGCAAGCAGAGCUGGACAGGAAGGCUCAGAGUCUGGCUGCAGAGCUGCAGAAGACCCAACAGGAGAAAGAAGUGCAGAGGAAGGAGCUUCUAGCCACUCAGGAGAGCCUUCAAAAGGCUAACAUGGCUCUGAAGGAGAAUCAGAAUCAACUGGAGGCUGAGAGGAAGAACCAUAAUUCAGCCAUGGAGGCCAAGGACAAGUCUAAUGAAAAGACAAGAAAGGACCUUCUAAAAACUAACGAGGCCAUCACAAAGAAAAUGAAUGACUCAAAGGAGCAGCUGGAGCAAACGAAAGCGGCAGAGAAAACGUUGAAAGUGCAGCUCACGUCAUUUGAGCAGCAGCACUCACAGACUCAGAGUACCCUGAAGGAAAAGGAGGCCCAGUUGGAGAAGUUGCAGGAUCAGCUGAAAACAGUCCGGGGCUCCUUAGAGGAGGAGAUAAAGAAGCUGAAGGGCCAAGUGGCUGAGCUGAAGCAAGCAGAAGUCAAAAAGGCAGAAGAGGAGAGUAAACUGAAGGCUCAGGUGUCAGAGGUCAGCCAGGGUCUGUCCUCUGAGAGGAGCCGAACGAUGGAGCUGCAGAAGGCCUUGGAGCAAAGCCAAGAAAACCUCACAAAGCUUCAGACUGAUUUCUACGGCAAAGAGUCUGAGGUUUCCGCUCUGCGUCAAGACCUGAAGACCUCAGAGGAGAAAGUGAACGUGGCCCAGGAGGAGCUGGCUGCCAAUCGAACCCAUCAGACAGGUUUAGAGGCUCAGAUCCAGGAACUGAAGGCGACCCGGUCCGCACUGGAGCAGGAACUCUCCAAACGACAUCAGAAGCUCCAACAGCAGGAACAAACCCUGAAAGAGUUGCAGAAGCACGAGGGUCAAGUUAAAGAGGAGCUGCAGCAGGAAAGAAGCAAGGUGGAGGAGCUGAACAAGACCAAGAGGGCUCUGGAAAAGAGCAGCACCAAACUAACGUCUGAGCUGAAAACACUGGCAGAGAAAAGUGAGAAGGAGCUGGGUGAUUUGCAGGAGGCCAAACAGCUGCUGAUCCAACAGAAACUGGAACUGCAGGGUCAAGUGGAGGCAGUGCAGGGGGCACUUAAGCAGCAGCAGAAGGAGCACCAGACCACCAGGGACAACUGGAGCAAACGAGAGGAGCAGCUCCUCGCCCAGACAAAAGAAGCCCAGGAUCAAGUCGUGGCAGAGAGGAGAGCCAGAGAGGAGCAGGUGAAGCAUGGGGAGGAGGCUGAAGCAAAGCUGAGCGUGCAGGUGACGGCCCUAAAUGAAAAUGUGGCCACGCUGAAGAGGGAGUGGCAGAGCAGCCAGCGGAGAGUAAGCGAACUGGAGAAACAGACGGACGAGCUGAGAGGGGAGAUCGCUGUGCUGGAAGCUACCGUCCAAAACAACCAGGACGAACGGCGGGCUCUUCUGGAGAGGUGUGUUGCAGGUGAAGGCGAGAUAGAGAAGCUUCAGGCCAAAGUGGUGGAACUCCGUAGGAAGCUGGACGACACCACAGCAGCCAUGCAGGAGCUCGGCAGGGAAAACCAGUCACUCCAGAUCAAACAGUCGCAAAGUCUGACCAGAAAGUGGGCGGAGGACCACGAAGUUCAGAAUUGCAUGGCCUGUGGGAAAGGCUUCACCGUCACUGUCAGGAAGCACCACUGUCGACACUGCGGGAACAUCUUCUGCGGCGAGUGUUCGGCGAAGAGCGCCUUCACGCCGUCCUCUAAGAAGUCCGUACGGGUUUGCGAGACGUGCUUCGAGGAGCUCCAAGGCUGAUUUCAAGUGUUUUCCUGGCCCUUAACUCCCUCCCUUUUAACCCUUUCAAUUCCAAGGGGCAGACGAAGGCUUGUCUCUGUCGUUUUUAAUGUGCACUAAUGAAGGACAGACCCAACUCAAAGACUCCCAUCUGCAUCGGCCUUGUGGCCACGGUGUGGAGGGAAUCACUGAGGAGACGCAGCGGGAUCAGUUGGGACCGUCUGUAUCUGUUUUUGUGCCUUUUGCUACUCCUGUGGACUGCCAGAGAGCGGAGACGGUGAUGGUGAAUCCUCGCUCAUCUCUUUAAGUUCAUGUUAACGCCUCCAUCCAAGUUCAGCAUCAUCAGCAGUUGUGAGGUGGCUGCUUUGAUCCUUGUUCAUGUUUGAUAGUGUCACACUGCACCAGUGCAUGAACUGACAGUGGCGCUCAGUGCAGUUCUGCCAUGCAAAGGUAAAUGCUGGUAACUAUUGUAUUAUUUGGAUAUAAUUAUACAAGUAUGAGUAAUUACUUACAACUUUUAAAUUCAUGCUUUUUAAAGUAAGAAAGCUAAACCUAAAAAAGAAUAAUUCUCUAUAAUUCAGUAUUCAGAACCAUAUUUGGGUUGCGCAAACUACAGAAAACCUCUAAAUGCCUAUUUUGUAAAGAUCAGGCUUUUUCAGGCCGAUUACGAUGUCCGUUUUUUAUUUUGACCUGCCAACUCUGAUUGUCACCAAUGUUUCUUUUCCGAACAUUACAAUAAAAGAAGAAAAGUAUCCUGUAGCUACUCUCAUAUCAGUAGUAGGUUUGAUUCCUACAGAAAAUGAAGAAAUUCCAAGAAUUAUGCGUUAAAAAAAACUGUCCCAAACGUUUUGUUUAGCUCUUAGUUUUUAGGUAUUUAAUAAUUUAUCAUUGUUUGUGCUGCUGAUCAGUUGUCAUAAUGAUUAAUUAUGACAAUUGUCACUUUAAAGUUACAAAACUAUAUCUGAAAUAUUAUAAUUUCCUCAAUGUUUUCAGUAAACUAAGAAACCAAAUUUGGAUUCUAAAAAUCGCAUUUCUUUGAGUCUAAUCUACAAAUGACAGUUUUGACCUUCCAUUUUUGUUUUUUCUGAAGACUAUAACACAAAAAGGAAAAAUGUACUGCAGGUUUUUGCUGCAGGUGCAAGAAUUCUGCAUUAAAACACACAUGAAUCUGUUUGGUUUAUGGACUGAAAAUGGUGGGAGUUCUUAAUUAUCAUCAGUUGGCCAAUAAGGGAAAAAUUGUCGGAAUCUAAUCUAAUGAUCGGUGCAUCUCUGUUUAAUUGGUCAAAGCAGAUGUACUGAAAUUAUCUUAGUCCAUCAGCUAAGGUAUUAAUUUAUUUUCCAUAUGUAGAUUUUAAUAAAUAAAUGCUAAAAUCUGGCCUUUUUAAAUCUGAAAAACAGCAGGAUAGAUCUUUUUUGUGACUGUCAUCUUGUGCACCAGCUUAUAUUAGUUACCGCCUGUUCCCUUUGUGUGGCAGUGUUUGCUGUUCUGCACAAAUGUGUGUAUUAAGUCCAUUACAUGACCAAAGAAUGUCUGCAGCAGAGUUUGUAAUGUGUCAGUAUUCCCCUGAAAGCUUUUUAAAUUUUAUUCAGAGGUUUGGACAUUUUUAUUGCGACUCUUUGUUUUCUUUUUGUUCCUUUAUCACUUCAUUCUGUGUCUGUUAUUUUCUUCAGGUUGUGGUGCUUUCUACAGACUGGUAAUGCAGUAAAGGUGCCUCCAUGUUUUAAUUAAAAUUUAUUUUUCUGCAGUUCAACGGCACUGAUCGUGUUGGUGUGUGCGCGCUCUGCUUUGAAGCAAUAACUGUAGCGUGUGUGUUUGCGGUCAUGCCUGCUGCAUGAAUGUUGGCUGCUCAGAACCUCGGCAUCUCUCUGGCUCGAAAUUCAGGGACUGCUGCCUUCAGGUGCAGCAGUUAUUGUCGGUUCCCUGUCCAGCUGAGAAAGCUGUAAAUGUAAAUUCCUGCAAUUUUAAUUUAUAACUGCUCAUGGGUUCUGAUGGGAUCUAUGUUUGUGGGUUUUGUUUGUAGACUGGAAUAGGUGGAGACACUGUAAAACAAAUUAUGCACAGUAUUCUGCAUCAAGCAGCUUGUCUCAGAUUUACCAAACUAGCUCUUAGUGCUUGAAUGAUCAUCAAAAAUGAAUGUCCAUUUCACCUUCUCAAAAAGUUUCUUUUUUAUGUUAAAUUGGUUUCAUGCCUACCUCAGUUUGGCAGAGAAAAAGCACUAUUUCUAGACGAUGAACAUCACAAAUGUAUCUCUACUUGCAUCUGAUUCAGGAUCUACAAUGGGCGAGAGGUUUUGAACCUUAGCCUUUUCUGGCCUCAUCUUUGUGAGACUGCAGCCGCUAACAUAGGACAAACGACUUCAUUAAGGCUUCAGCGCUUCCCGCUUGUUAAUAUUAAUGCUGUCAUAGUUAUCUUUGUAAAUGUUUGUAAUGAGAGGUAAAUUACUUCUUACUGUGGCUGUAGAGAUGUGUAAGCAUUGAAACCGUGUUUGGAUUCAUCCGUGUCUCACUCGGGUUUUACAAAGCGACACCACAGACUAGCUUCAGACGCCCUGGCUUGUGGCUUCAUAUGUGUUGCUGCCAUUUAUCGUGCAUGAUGGCUCAAACGUUUCUUCUGUUCGGUGGACGUACCUGGUGGUUGUGAAGGUGUGCCUGAGGCCAAGCUCCUCCGCUGCUCGCUGAGAUCUUUACUAGUCUGGGAGGUUUCAUUUGACCUGCAUGGAGGAGGGAGGUGGUGUACUUUGUGUUCACAUGCACUAAUUGAUUUUCAUGACAAAAAUUUAAAUAAAAACCUGCAGUAUGUUUCUAUA
Molecule: messenger RNA, 7126 nt
Organism: Girardinichthys multiradiatus
Lineage: Eukaryota; Metazoa; Chordata; Actinopteri; Cyprinodontiformes; Goodeidae
Gene: eea1
Product: early endosome antigen 1
Exons: 30
Coding region: 138-4340 (1400 amino acids)
Biological process (GO): endocytosis
Cellular component (GO): early endosome
Molecular function (GO): 1-phosphatidylinositol binding; metal ion binding
Source: RefSeq, a predicted model, not a curated record